Cokeromyces recurvatus is the source of this 1130-nucleotide messenger RNA. Its product is annotated as GTPase Ypt3. Gene Ontology annotation, cellular component: endosome. Bases 91 to 741 code for a protein of 216 amino acids. NCBI's taxonomy places the organism in Eukaryota, Fungi, Mucoromycota, Mucoromycetes, Mucorales, Mucoraceae. The record is from RefSeq and is a predicted model, not a curated record. Gene Ontology annotation, molecular function: GTP binding; GTPase activity. The transcript is spliced from 2 exons.
CAAAAAUUCAUUAUUUUCUACCUUCUUUUUUUUAUUAUUAUUUUAUUUUAUUUUUUGUUGUUGUUGUUGUUGUUACUCUAGUUUUACAAGAUGACAGUAGAAGAUGAGAAUUCAUAUGAUUAUGUUUUUAAAUUAGUAGUUGUUGGUGAUUCAGGUGUAGGUAAAACAAAUUUACUGGGUCGAUAUGUUCAUGAUACAUUUGAUUUUGGUUCGAAAAGUACGAUUGGCUUGGAUUUAACAAUAAAGCAUAUGAUGAUAAAAGGUAAAAAAAUUCGUGUACAAAUAUGGGAUACUGCAGGACAAGAGCGAUAUAGAUCCAUUACAAAAAGAUAUUAUCGUGGUUCAGUGGGUGCUUGUCUCGUUUAUGAUAUUACAAAAAGGGAGUCAUAUGAUAAUAUAAGUCGAUGGUUAAAUGAAUUUAAAAUGAAUGAAGCACAUCCUGACAGCGUUAUUAUGCUUAUUGGAAAUAAAUCGGAUCUUCAAGACAAGCGUACAGUAACACAGGAAGAAGCCAUGAAUUAUGCAAAAGAACAUGGACUUUUAUUUAUGGAAACAAGUGCUUUGGAAAGUACAAAUGUAGAACUUGCAUUUGACUCUGUAGUGAAUAAUGUAUUUGAUAAAUUAUCCGGUAAAAUUGCAACAAUGGAUGAUAAGCGAGCUGAAAUUAUGCGUGGACAAGCAAUCGAUUUAAAUCCUCCGCUAAAUACUGAUUCCAAACACCCAAAUCAAUGUGCAUGUUAACACAAAAGAAAAUUAAAUUAAAUUAAAUGACUCUUUUUUAAUAAUAAUACCCAUUCCUAACCUUAACUCUUUCAUUCUAAUAAUGAUUAUAUUAAACUACUUUGGUACCCAGUUCUUUAUCAUUCAUAAUGUAGACUACGCAUAUAUAUUCUAAGCAGAUUCAUAAAUAAAAAAGAUCAAUGACACUACUUACUACUCCUCAUAUUUAUUUAUUUCAAGAAGAAUUUAACUUGAGAGUUAUUAAACUAAUUAGAAUGUAAACAAUCAUUGUUGCCCAUAAAAUGGACCAAAUAGAUAUCAGUUAAUGUGCUCGUUAUACUUGAAGAAUAGGAAUUUUAUACAUCUAACAAUAUUCACUCAUACUAAAAUGAUGACUUGAGGAAAGAAAC